Messenger RNA from Mixia osmundae IAM 14324, 329 nucleotides. RefSeq lists its product as uncharacterized. Bases 75 to 272 code for a protein of 65 amino acids. The record is from RefSeq and is a predicted model, not a curated record. NCBI's taxonomy places the organism in Eukaryota, Fungi, Basidiomycota, Mixiomycetes, Mixiales, Mixiaceae. The transcript has a single exon.
UCGAACAAGGCUGACCCAUACGAUUGUAACAGGCCUCUGCUGCGGGCGAUGGGUCCGAUUGGGUAUCGAUGCAAAUGGCGAAAAACGUUCCAGGCCUAGGCUUCGGUGGCCUCGGACUAGCAGCAGCCAAGGACUGGCCAGUCGAAGCCGUCAUGCCCGCGGGGACACAAUGCAAAGCCGGCGCGGACGGUCAGACUUGUCUCAUCCGGUGCCGCAAUGCCGCUGCUGCCGGUCCCUUCGGAUCUUGUGCCGCCGUCACCCAAAAGAACUAAUCUCCUUGUUGUCUCAUCAAUAUAUCUGCACACACUUUUAGCCGCUGCGACGUACAC